Messenger RNA from Vicia faba (fava bean), 453 nucleotides. The record is from the annotation of a GenBank genome assembly. Lineage: Eukaryota; Viridiplantae; Streptophyta; Magnoliopsida; Fabales; Fabaceae.
AUGGACCACAAGGAAAUAAAUAGGACGAGAACAUUCCUCUGCAUCAAGGUGAAGAUAGAUCUUCAUAAACCUCUGAAUAGAGGAACAGUCAUCAAAUACCAAGACAUACAGUUGAGAGUCUUUUUCAAGUACGAGAGACUCCCCACUUUUUGUUUUGCAUGCGGAAGAAUUAGCCACCAACUGAAGGAUUGCGAGGAACUGGGGGGAAAUGGGCUAGAAGAUUUUAAAGAUAUUGAAGAGAGCGAACUUUCAUUUGGACUUUGGCUAAAAGCUUCCCCUCUCCCGAAAAGCAAUGAGGAACCCAUAAAGGAUCAUAGUUCGGGAAGUUUUAGUAGGAACUUGUUUGAAUCACCUUCUCAAAGUGGAGGAAGUGGUUCUGGGAGGACUAUUAGUGUGAGAAAAGGCAAUCAACAACAUCAGGGGCCUAAUGGUGAAGAUGAACUGAAGGGAUAA